AUGGGCGAUACUACUCGUACAGGUUGGAUUGGUAUUACAUUACUCCUGAGCAAAGGUUAUUUUCUUCGGCAAAACAAGAUAAGAAGAACUGCAUUUUUCGUUCUGAUAUUGUUGAGCAUAUUAGCUACGUUACUUUGUCAGAGUGAACAGAACACAUGGGCUGCAUCUGCAGUUGAUCACGCCACUUAUAACAAUACAGCUCCUCUUAUUGUCACCUGGACAGCAUAUCCGGCGCACUGUGAUAGAGAGGCUGAACUUUUGAUGCCCGCUGCAAAAAGUUGCCUUUACCAAUGCGAAUUUGUUGAUAGAGAAGGGCAAAAACUUCACAGUCGAAAAGCUUCGGCCUAUCUUAUACAUGGGCUAUCUAUAAACUUUUUCGAUCUGCCUAAGCAGAGCACCGAACAUCUAAUUAUUCUUCUAAUGAGGGAGUCGCCACUAGAGCUAGAAAAGUGGAGUGAUGAUCGAAUCUACAGGGUUCCAAAAAACUACUUCAACGCUACCAUGACGUACAGAAAAGAAUCUCGGUACUUCUACGCUUACGGUCAAUUUGAAAUGAGAACAGCAAAUGAUGCUGUAGAGUCUGUGAUUACGCAAGAUCAGCUUCUCACCUCCUUGAAGAAGAAGACUAAUGGUUCUCUAUUAUUUAUAUCGAUCUGUAAUAGUGCGUCGAAAAGAGAACAAAAAAUUAGGGAACUGAGAAAGUUCACAGAAAUCACUACGAGAGGUCGAUGUGAGAAGAAAUUAGCAAUAAAUGGCAGCGCAACAAACAGUGAAUGCAAGUCCAAUUGCAAGGAUCAUGAACUGAUAGCUACUCACCGCUUUUAUAUUGCGUUCGAAAACAGUAAUUGCGACGGAUACAUUACGGGAAAGUUCUAUCAUCGAAUUUCGCAGUUGCUCGUUCCUGUGGUAUUAAAGCGACGGAUUUAUGAAGAUGCAGGAAUUCCGCCGACGUCUUUCAUAGCAGCCGAUGAUUUCGAUUCUCUUGAAGAUUUAGGGAAACACUUGAAUUACCUGCGUAAGAAUGAUACCGCAUACCUCAGGUACUUCGAGUGGACGAAGCGUUAUCGGAAACCGGAUGUGUACGAAACAAAUGCGAUGUGCAAGCUCUGCGAAGAUAUCUAUAAGGGGAACAGAAUGAUUGUGGACGAUAUAAAGAAGCACUUCUCCAAAGAUCAGUGCAUUUGA
Cylicocyclus nassatus is the source of this 1185-nucleotide messenger RNA. The record is from the annotation of a GenBank genome assembly. Lineage: Eukaryota; Metazoa; Nematoda; Chromadorea; Rhabditida; Strongylidae.